Cottoperca gobio is the source of this 1511-nucleotide messenger RNA. Its product is annotated as ras-related protein Rab-3D-like. The transcript is spliced from 5 exons. The record is from RefSeq and is a predicted model, not a curated record. Gene Ontology annotation, molecular function: GTP binding; GTPase activity. Bases 171 to 836 code for a protein of 221 amino acids. NCBI's taxonomy places the organism in Eukaryota, Metazoa, Chordata, Actinopteri, Perciformes, Bovichtidae.
CUGACUUGACUCUGGUUGCACGGUGGGUGUCCCAGAGACAGACUCAUGCACAGCCUGGAGAUCCGGGAGCGGAGCGCUUGAAGUGUAGCGCCCGACAGCAGCGCACACCCAUCGGCUUUCAGGUAGAGGUGAAAGCACGGAAAGGACGGAGGAGACGAACAACAUCCAAGAUGGCCCUAGCCAGAGAUCCAGGAGCGGGCCAGGAGCACAAAGAUGCAGCCGACCAAAACUUUGACUACAUGUUUAAGCUGCUGAUCAUCGGCAACAGCAGCGUGGGAAAGACCUCCUUCCUGUUCCGCUUUGCAGAUGACUCCUUCACUUCAGCCUUUGUCAGCACCGUGGGCAUCGACUUCAAAGUCAAGACCGUCUACAGGAACGACAAGAGGGUCAAACUUCAGAUCUGGGACACAGCAGGGCAGGAGCGCUACCGGACUAUCACUACAGCUUACUACAGAGGAGCCAUGGGGUUCCUGCUCAUGUAUGAUAUCACAAGCCAGGAGUCUUUCUGUGCUGUGCAGGACUGGGCAACCCAGAUAAAGACGUACUCGUGGGGAAACGCUCAAGUAGUGCUGAUUGGCAAUAAGCUGGACAUGGAGGAGGACAGGCAGGUCCCCACUGAAGAUGCUCAAAGACUGGCUACAGACCUCGGCUUCCAGUUCUUUGAGGCCAGUGCCAAAGACAACAUCAACGUGAAGCAGGUUUUUGACAAGCUGGUAGACGUCAUUUGCGAGAAGAUGAACGAGAGCGUCAACGGUGAUGCCAGUCCGUCAGCCAAUCACAAGGAGGCCGGACUAAAGGAGACGCCCAACAGCAGCCCAGGUGGCUGCGCAUGCUGACGGCUCGCAAUGGAAAUUCAUAAAAAAGCGGGUUUAAUAGUCACACACACAGAUUAACUGAGUUGUCAAAAGUCUAUCAUUGUGAAUGUAGUUAUUCAUGUUACUGCAAUAAUAUCAUGGAUGCUUAGCUCUUUUUUUUUUUUUUCACAACUUGGUGACGACUCCAGCUUCAUUGUAAUUUGAAUGUGACUGUUACACUGAGAUGCCAAAGAGCUGCACUGAGCAGCCGUGCCUAUUGCCUGACACCUCUGCUUUAUUAUUUCUUGUUAAGUGGGUGAACAGCAUCUGUUGCAGGUCAGGAUAUGAAUGUAAGGCAUGAGCAAAAUCAGCAUGGUGUGUGGAUCACUGUGAUUUACUUGAGUCAUGCUACCCCCUUGUGGGUGAUGCGUGAACAUGCAUCCCUGUGACUCGUUACCACACACUGUAUCCUGUGAACUUGUAAUUCUGCCGCCAACGGUUCAGUACAAAUUCAUACAUACCUGAAAGGUGCUGUGUCAUUCCAGGUCUAUAUGCGCAGUCCAGGCUUGUUAUUACUAAGGGAUAUUCUUGUUUGCUUUUAAUUUAUAUUUUUGAGUUUUUUUCUUUUUGUAUCUUUAAUGGUAAUGUUAAUUCAGUAUUUCCUUUUCCAGGUGUAUUGUGUCUCUAAAAGUGGGGAUUAAAAGAUCUGGAUCUAUA